AUGGAUCCUUUGGGGAAAACAAAAAGAGGUCAUCAUGUUUUAAAUUUUAAUUUUAAUUAUCAAUUACAUAAUCGCAAAAAUGAAAGUAUUACUACAAAGCGAGUAUACAUGAAAGGAAAUUAUCAUGAAUUUUCAAAAUAUUUAAAUAAAUUUAACUGGAGUCAUGAGUUUACUGGACUUAAUGUUGAUCAGUGUUAUGAAAGUUUUAUUAGAACUAUUGAAUACGGCUGUAAAGAUUUCAUACCGUCAUUUAAUCAAAAAACAACUGAAAGCAAAAGAUCCUUAUGGAUGAAUAAAGAAUUAAAACACGAAAUUCGACUUAAGCAAUCAAAAAAAAAUCCAAAACAAGUUUAUGCUUAUAUUAACAGUAAACUAAAAGCUAAAGACCAUAUAAGAGCAAUUUCAAUUGAAAACAAUGAAAUAUCAACUGACAGUCAAGUUAUUGCUAAUCAGUUAAAUCGGUUUUUCAAUUCAGUAUUCAUAAACGAAAGCCUAACUAAUAUGCCUACAUGUGAAAAUAUAACAGAAAAAAUUUGCCCAACCCCAUUGUUUAAUGAGAAAGAUAUUAAAAAACGAUUAUUGAAUCUAAAUGUGCACAAGUCCCCAGGUAUCGAUAGAAUUCAUCCAAUGUUUUUAAGUAAGUGUGCUGACAGUUUAGCUAGACCACUCUGUAUGAUAUUUAACCAAUCAUUUCUAACUGGAACAUUGCCUACAAGCUGGUUAAAAGCAAAUAUCACACCAAUUUUUAAAAAUGGGGAUAGGCUGAAUGCAGGUAACUACCGUCCAAUUUCAUUGACCUCUGUUGUUUGUAAAGUAAUGGAAAGUAUUGUUAAGGAUACAAUAAUGAACCAUUUAAGUAAAAAUAAGUUAUUAAUACCAGAACAACACGGAUUCAUUAAAUCAAAAAAUUGUGUAACAAACCUUCUCGAGACAUUAGACAUAAUAACAGAAUCAAUAAAUUGUGGAAAAUGUGUUGAUGUUGCCUUUUUAGAUUUUUCUAAGGCAUUUGAUUCAGUUCCGCAUUCCAGGCUGCUCUUGAAACUUAAGUCAUUUGGUAUUGUCGGAAAAUUGUUGCAAUGGUGUAAAGCUUUUUUAGCAAAUCGAAAACAGAGAGUUGUUUUGGGACUGUUUGAAUCAGAAUGGGAAACAGUUCGUAGUGGGGUACCACAAGGAUCGUUGGAUCUUGACAUCUUAUUUAACUGGACUAAAAGAUGGCUUAUCAGUUUUAAUAAAGAUAAAUGUAAAAUCAUGCAUUUUGGUCGUGAUAAUCCGAAAAUAAAGUAUAAUUUAAAAUAUAAUGCUACAGAAACAGAGAUUAUUCAACAUGGACUAAUAGUAACGUCAUUGGAAAGAGACCUUGGUGUUUAUAUUUCAGACAAUUUAAAAUGGGAAGACCACAUUGAAAAAAUGUUAAGUAAGGCAAAUCAAAAAUUGGGUAUGUUAAAGCACGCAAUCCUCUAUCCAGAUGAAACAUCAACAAAAUUGUUAUAUAUGUCACUCGUUCGGCCACACUUAGAAUAUGCUUUUCAAAAAGACAGUUACGAGCAAAGAUUAGAGAAAAUGGACUUACAAAAUCUAUCAAAGAGAAGGGAAAAAGGUGAUCUUAUCCAAAUGUACAAAUUCAUGAACAAAAUUGAUACUAUCAAUUGGCAUCGUGAACCAGAAGUAUUGGGUAGGCUAACUAGAGGACACAAUCAAAGGUUGCGAAGGCAUUUAACCAAUGCUGUUAAAAUUGCUUUAGUAUACAUUGCUGGUUACCUUCAGUUAAAGCUUGUUAUGAAGAUCUUGACACUAAUACAUAUUCGUAUUGUAGUGAGUAUAAGGCUUAUCUCAUGUUCACCGUUAUGUUAG
This is a messenger RNA of Hydra vulgaris (swiftwater hydra), 1851 nucleotides long. The record is from RefSeq and is a predicted model, not a curated record. Lineage: Eukaryota; Metazoa; Cnidaria; Hydrozoa; Anthoathecata; Hydridae.